This is a messenger RNA of Linum tenue, 319 nucleotides long. The record is from the annotation of a GenBank genome assembly. NCBI's taxonomy places the organism in Eukaryota, Viridiplantae, Streptophyta, Magnoliopsida, Malpighiales, Linaceae.
AGAUGUAUUCAACUAGGUACUCAAACCAGAAGGACAACAAAGAUAUGAUAAAUCAAUACGAAUUUGAAUAUCUCAAAUGAAGCGAGUGAGUUCACCACCAAAUCCUGGCCAAGUGUCAAAGCUAGCACCGAGCAACUUCUUUACAUCAAUGGAAAGCUCAAGGGCCGCGAUCAAAGCCCUUUUCAAGCUAGCCAACUUGAAUCUUAACAUCCUGCAGAACUUGUAUCAAACUAAGCUAUCACUCCUCAAGUUAGCCAACUUGAAUCUUAACAUUCAUUCAAGUUGGUGCUACAGAGAGGUUCAUGUUCCACGAGCGGUG